Apis laboriosa (Himalayan honeybee) is the source of this 1998-nucleotide messenger RNA. RefSeq names its product growth hormone secretagogue receptor type 1 (gene ETHR). Bases 678 to 1943 code for a protein of 421 amino acids. Gene Ontology annotation, biological process: G protein-coupled receptor signaling pathway. The record is from RefSeq and is a predicted model, not a curated record. Lineage: Eukaryota; Metazoa; Arthropoda; Insecta; Hymenoptera; Apidae. Gene Ontology annotation, molecular function: G protein-coupled receptor activity. Gene Ontology annotation, cellular component: plasma membrane. The transcript has 6 exons.
AAUCAUUUAGUUCGUAAACACGACAACACAGAGAUCUAAAGGAUUAAGCUUAAAUGGAUCAUCUUAAAGAAAUGACGAAUAUGUGGUUAAGAUCGAAACUCUUGCACACUAUGGGACGAUUGAUUACCGAUUCAGAUAGAAUUUGCUGGUCUCGAAAGUGUCAUUGGCUUAAGAUAGCGAAACGACUUCGUAGUCAUGAGAAAGCAGUUUAUAAUGUUACUUAAUACCAUCGCGUUAACGAAAAUCACGGUUGCUUGGAGGUUAAAGGAAACUAUAUAUGACGUUCGUCCAAUAGAGCUAGCGUUUCUUUUACGAUUCUCCAUGGAUUUUGUCACCGUGUGUUUGGGAAUUCAGUGCCGUUUGCAAUAAUGUUUCGAAUUCGCGAAUCUGUAUCGGCCCAAAUGUAAAACUGUAAUGUAAAAAUGUAAAACCGACAUAAAAGAGUUACUGACUAUUUGAAUACAGCAUCCAAUGAACUUUUAGUGAGGUUAACCAUGAUUCGUAAAUAUAUAAGCUUGAUUUGUAGUGUUAAUUUUGAGUAAACUGUGGUGUGACAAGUGUUUGUAUGAAUCGUUGUAAACAAAAGUGGAAUCAUACGGCAAUUGGUACAAAAAUAUUAUCGUGACACGAAGCAGAUAUAUACAAUUGGAAAUCCUGAUGAACAAAGCACAGUAAAAAUGUUGUCUACAGUAUCCAGUAUUCCACUCGAAUUGAAUUCUUCAUAUUAUACAACUGUUACCGGGAACAACGGUCUCGAUGCAUUAUCGGUGAUUGAGUCUAGAAAUGCGACAGAUCUUUACAUGUUACCCCCUUAUAUUCGCAAUACAUCUAUGAUUACCUGCAUUAUAGUGAUGGUUCUUGGCAUAAUUGGAAAUCUUAUGGUACCAAUCGUCGUGUUUCGAGGCAAAGAUAUGCGGAAUAGCACGAAUAUUUUUCUAGUGAAUUUGAGUGUAGCGGAUCUCUGCGUUCUCUUGAUCUGUACACCAACCAUUCUUGUUGAGGUGAAUUCUGGACCAGAAAUCUGGCCGCUUGGUGAACAUAUGUGUAAAGCUGUACCAUUUGUUGAAUUAACCGUAGCACACGCUUCAGUUUUGACGAUUCUAGCCAUCAGUUUUGAACGGUAUUAUGCAAUUUGUGAGCCCUUACGAGUUGGAUAUAUGUGCACAAAGGCUAGAGCGACAUUUCUUUGUUUCGUGGCGUGGAUUGUGGCAGCGAUUUGCACCAGUCCUAUCCUAUUAAUGGCUACAUACGAGGAAGAGAAUAAGGAUGGUACAUACAUUCCGACCUGUUACACGAAAGCAAACACAUAUUGGACAAUCAGUUUCAUCUUAUUCACAAUAAUCGUAUUCUUUGUAAUACCAUUCUUGAUUUUGGUAGUUCUAUACACAGUUAUAGCACGCCAUCUGAUGACGAACCCAACAAUUAGCCGUGGCUCGUCGAACAACUUGCUCAAAUAUCGCAAGCAGGUAAUGCUCAUGCUAGGAACAGUGGUACUCUGUUUCUUCUUGUGUUUAUUACCAUUUCGAGCAUUAACACUUUGGAUCUUAGUUGUCCCGAUUAAGGUGAUUCUCGAUUUUGGUAUCGAGCGUUACUUCACUCUGCUCUAUUUCUGCCGAGUGAUGUUAUACUUGAACUCCGCCAUUAAUCCUAUUCUCUACAAUUUAAUGUCAACGAAAUUCAGGGAAGGAUUCCUUAGAUUAUGCGGUUUGGGUCCUAAUAGAAGAAAGAAGAAGAAAACGUCGGACAAAACUGGUACUUAUACUACUGGCUCAACCAAUUGCAGUAGCAACCACUCAGAUUUCUGGAGAAGACAUAGCAGUAAUAAGAGCAGCAGUGUUAAGGCGCCGUGCAAUUCGACCAUGGAGAAACAAACAAAAGUACCACUUCAGACGACGGUCAUUAGCGGAAAUAUUGUUAGGAAAAAACAGGAAAGUUACGUUUAAAGUAAUGGGUACUAGAAUAAUUUUUUAAGACUGUGAUCAUUCGAAUCAUUCCAUA